Vollenhovia emeryi is the source of this 7823-nucleotide messenger RNA. RefSeq lists its product as uncharacterized. The transcript is spliced from 10 exons. The record is from RefSeq and is a predicted model, not a curated record. The coding region runs from base 560 to 3370 and encodes 936 amino acids. Gene Ontology annotation, molecular function: protein binding. Lineage: Eukaryota; Metazoa; Arthropoda; Insecta; Hymenoptera; Formicidae.
AGACCGCGGGCUAGUAGUCAGUCGGCGGUCGGAGUCCGCGCGCGACGGAUCGUGGGGUGAUACUCUUGUACUACUCGCUCACUCGGUCGGCGGCGGCGCGAUUGACUCCGCGCCACGAUUGACUCCGCGCGCCCGCGAGACAGAAGCACGUGCGUGCGUGCGUGCAUUCGUGGGUGCGUGCGUAAUGGCCCCGUGUGCUGCGGCAGUGAAAAGUGCGAGUUUCUCCGCGUGAACGCGCGUGUCCUCAGUGCCCGAGCAUUUUCGUAGCGGACGGCGAGAAUCAGGAAUACGCGAAUCUCUCGUCCGAACCGGCAAUACUCGCAGAGAUCGCGUCGCCGUGGGAAAUUAAUCGGGCGCGAGUGUGUGCGGCUCGAUCGACGGAAAGUGGCUGUUCUUCGAGUGCCGAAACUCUCCCGGGUCCGGCGCGAGUGAGCCGACAGUGGUACCGGAAGCGUCGAGGGUGCAGCCGGAGGAAGCGGAGAGGCUCCGUGCGUGAGCGGACGAAACCCGGCAGAGCGGCGCGUACGCCCACGUGGAAGCCCGGCAGAACGUUAAAUGAAUGUUGUUACGGCGGACGUUGGCGAUCGCGACGGGAAAAUCGAGGGGCAAGGAAAAUCACGGCAGGAUCGCUCGAUUUAAAUUCAUAGAUGUGCGAGCGAACGGGCCCACAAUGGUGGCUCGGCUCCCGCAACAAGUUCUGCUGCUACUCGUGCUCGUUACUGGAGCGUCCACGGGAGAAACUGAAGAUCCGCGAUGGAGCACGUACAGCGCUCGAAAAACCAGUCGAUCCUCGUUGCCGCGAUCCUGGCCGUCCUCGAGUCUAGAGCAUGCCGCGAGGGAGACUAGACCCUCGAAUGGCAAGCUCCCAGAAACUAGCUCUUGGAGCGUAGACAGAUCGAGUCCUGGAACUCGAUCGGAUCUGAGUUUCCUGGGAACGGUGGUCGAGAGAUCUGAAGAAGACGAGGACGGGAAGAGGAUGCAGUCGCCGGGGGGCAAUGACAUCGAGGACGCAAGGAUCACAAGCCAUAACCCGUCCAUCUCCUCCAGGAGCAACGAAACGAGCCAGACGGAUCUGUCCAAUCGGAUUUCCAUCGAGUCAUCGUCCCCGCAGUCGUCGCCGAUUGGCUAUCACCUCGUGAGGACCUCGUCGACUUCCAGAAGCUCUUAUGACAUAGUGCCAACGUCCGAGACACGACUAUCACUCGAGACGCUCCCGCGCGAGAACUUGGUAAACACGAUGUUGAUGACGACGUCCAUGAAAGACAUCGUCAUGUCACGACGCCACAUGAGACACAUCCCGGACAUCUGCGAGAAGUUUCAGAUCGGGGACGACACAAAGAGGGAGUUUUACAGCCCGAAUUAUCCCGAUCCAUAUCCGAAUCAGACGAAUUGCGUUCGAGUUUUGGAAGCUGACAAAGGUAUGCUACUGAAGCUCGACUUUCGGGACGAGUUCAAGCUCGAAGACAGCCCGGAUUGCCGUUUCGAUUUCCUCGAGGUACGUGACGGUCAGCACGGUUACUCUAAUCUCCUCGGCAACUUCUGCGGCACGAAUUUUCCCCCCGAGAUCACGUCGAAGACGCGAUACCUCUGGCUGCGAUUCCACAGCGACGAGAACAUCGAGGGCAAGGGAUUCAAGGCUGUCUGGAACACGAUACCGAGACCAACCUAUCCGGGCAUACUACCGGAACCAGAACCGUGCAUAUUUAACGUGACGGGUGCGCAGGUGAUAAUUCACAGCAAUGAUGUCAAAGACAGAAAGGCUCAGGCCGAGAAAGAAGGAUUCCCGUUGGAUUGCAUGUGGAUCAUUCAAGUGAAGGUGGGAUGGAAGAUUCAGUUGGUUCUGGACCCCUUUAGCCUGCAGCAUCCAAACGAGUGCGAUGCCAACUUUGUAGACAUAUUUAAAGACCAAACGGACAUACCCUCUAGAGUGAAACAAUUCUGUGGCAGUAUCGCCGACACCGUUAUUGUACCAACCAACAUCGCCCAUUUAAGGUUCUAUGCAGAGCCGAAGGCCAUCAACAGCACUUUCGAGGUGGUGAUGACCGCUGUCAGGGACAAGGAGAGCGGUGAAAAAUCUUGCAAGGAAGACGAGUACGAUUGCGAGGACGCGACGUGCAUCGCUGCGGAAUUGAAAUGCAACGACAAGGUUAACUGCCGUUUCAAGUGGGACGAAGACGAAGCGAAUUGCAAUAAGAACAACAUACGGUUGAUCGAUUCGCAGCACAUCGUCAUUAUCCUCGUCGUUUUCUCUCUAAUUAUGUUUGGCAUGAGCUUUGCCUUCGUCUUCAACUGCGUCCGGAAGCUCAUCCGCGAUCACCGCAUUAUCCAGGAGCACAUAAGACAGUCCAGAGAGAAUCGCUUAGACGAACUGGGUAGAAAAUCGACGCCGUGUCCAAUUUCGGUUUCCACAACAGAUCUACAUGAUCAUGGCAGCGAAUCGCCCAGUUUGGAAGUGUUGCCCAGCAAGGAACUGAUGCCACCCACCACUAUGAUACUUCAGGAGUAUACCAAGGACCUUGUCCUCGAGAUGACUUACAACACGAGCGACAUCACCGACAUUCACCAAAGCAAUAACGUGAGCAACGCCACUCAGGAACGUCUGCAGGAGUCCAGCGAGGAGCCGGAGAUGCGUGACAAUUGCUGCCAAACCCGAGAAAGCCUUUUCGAGCCGCGGAUACCAGACGCGGGGGUGCCGCUGGGUUUCACGACCUUUGGCGUGCGCGCUCCCAGCUCUCAGAACGGGACCAGUCUUCACAAUCAUCAUCAUCAUUACCAUCAUCGUCAGCAGUCGCAACAAAGUCCGCAACAGUCUCAUCAGAGCGUGCAGUCGUCGCAGCCGAGCUCGCAACUGUCUCAGCAGAGCUCGCAGCAACAGAGCAUUUCUCAAUGCUCCGGCUGUAGCCCGGCGUCCCGCGGACGGGACGGCAGUAUGGGUAUCUGUCCGAAGCACAAUCCCAUACCGGCGCCACCCGGCUGGUCCUCGACGACCGAGUCCAAUUAUCCACUGCCCGCGCCGCAGACUGCCCAGUACCCGGAACAGUUGGACUACCCGUCCUACCAGAGAUUCCAAAGUCCCAAGCCCAGCAGAGAGCCCAGCGGCGUUUAUCGACAGUCGCCCAAGUUUAUACGGCAGCCCACCGUGGGCUCCGGCGAGAGAUACGGUAGUUCCGUAUACGGAUCCGGCCACGGCUCUAGUAAUACCACGUCCAGCACGUCGCAAUACUCCUCCGGCAAUACGUCUACCAAGCGGCAGCCUCAGCCGACAAUGGACCCGAGGUAUCGGGCGGAGGCGGUGAUCGAGGUGGACCAGAGACGGCCGUUCAGCAUAGAGAGCACAAAAAGCGCCCCGGACGUGAUCGCGACGCACUGACGCCGGGGUCCAGGGGAUUGGGAGCCCUACAAGAGACGCCAUCCCCGCCAAAAUUGUCCGUCGGCGACUUGCAGUGGGAACAAGGUGACCGUCGCCACGCAGAGUUCUCUCGACGACGACGCCUCGACGAGCUCCACCGUAGAAGCGAACUCCUCCUCCUGAUCCACGUGUCGCGACGCGCUCGAUCGCGAGAAAUCGGGCGAGAAAUUACUUACGGUCAGUGACUUCUGCGAUCGCGAAUUGUCGAGAAUCAAGCAGCAGUCCGGGAGCGGUGAUAUAUCGACUCAUAUCCAUCCGACCGGAGAGAGACACGUCGAGGGAUUCUCUGGUGAAUCGACGAAACUGGAGGGAUCGACAACAAUCAGUGACGCGUCUGGUUCCAAUUCAAUCAACGUCAGCGCGGAGUCUCGAUUCGACGGUCCGAUCAACCAUCCCACGCCGUGCCCGAUAAAUCGCGCCGGCUGGACGACGGCGGGCGAUUCGCUGCUUUCGAGACCGUGGCGAGCGAAGGCAGCUUUGAAGCUGCACGACUUGCCGAUUCUACAACCGCCGGAGGGCUUCAGGGUACCUGUGUUCAGGUGCAGGACUCCGACUCUCUCCUGGCAGCACUGCGGGUGUCUUUCGCACGCGCAUCUACCGCCGCGGCGAUCAUCGAUCGCUUGGAGUGCCUUCGAGCGAUGCAGCUUGGACCCCAUGUAUCGCACCUGGCCUAAUCGAGCCACGAGGAGAUUCGGUCGUCCUUCGAGAAGAACGGUUGGCACUCAGAGCUCUUUCGACGGCGCUAGAUCGUCCCUCGGUUUCCUUCGAUGCGUCGUCAGAUCGAUCGACAUGACGGAGAGAUCGCUGGACCAGGAGAUCGGAGCUUCUAUAUCUUUCUAGUGUUCGCUUUACAGUUUGAACCACACCCCGGCCGAUUUUCGCGUCUCUGCUACGUUUUUCUACACACGCGGCGCGCACACGCUUUGAUCUCACACGCGAGCCGCCGCGUUUCUUUCUCGAAGGAAAACGUGAAUUUUCUCCAACGCGGGCUUAAUGUUAAUCGUAUCGUCGUUAAAAACGAUAAGAGAGUGUACAUCAAUCAUGUAUAUAGCCGUGUCUGCGGUAAGUUAUCGUUAGUAUGAGUGCGAUCCUAAUAAGCAGUGACAACUGUAUUCGCUUAGAGUUGGGGCGUUUCCUAGAGGAGGUAAAAGUAAAGAGAUAUUGUCGCAUCAGUCAGGCGGACCAGGUAAGUGCGACAGUUUGUAGUAUCGUGCGAAUAAGUUUCUGACGGAAGCAAUUGAAACCAAGCAAUCGAGAAUUAUUUUGCCCCAUAAACAAUGGCCGCCUUUCACGCUAUCUGUGCGAUAAAGGAAUCGUGAGACGGAACAGAAGAACGACAAAAAAAAAUCUGGACCUUAGACUCCGGGUCAGUACUUAAGCGCGAUUAAAUCGAGUCGUUUGAAGUAUUCGCGGUAUACUUAUAUACAGAAAAAAAAUGAAGGAAAAAGGAGAGAAACGCGCCGUCGAUUCCGAGUGAAGAUGAAAGGAUUCUUUUGCUUUUGAACUCGCACUUGUGUAUAAAGUACAUUUAAUAGUAUUUAUUUGUAUUUACAUAUUUGCAUUAAUAUAUUAUUCUAAUAUCUUUUUCAUAAUCUUUCUUUUAGCAGUGUACACGUAACGACUUUGGUUUAACAUUAUAUCUAAAAACUGCAAUGCGGAGUAAUAUUGCACCAGUGUAAUUAAUCUUGCGAUGAAAAAAAUUUAUCUGGGUUAUAGAGUGAAACGAGUUUUCUUUUUCAUUUCGAACAUUUCCCUUAAAUUAUAUCAAACCAAAGUCUCGUGAAAUGUUCUGGACCGAUGUGACUUUUAUUUUCAUUAGAAUAAAAAUUCUGCCGGGGAAAGAUGAAAAUUGUAUCGUGCCGUGACAGAAAUUCUUCCGAAUGUUCGAAUAAUUUUCGCGAGCCCGUAAUGGGGCAGCGUGAGAUAAGAAAACGCGCUCUAUCGAUGCUGAUUAUUGAUUUCUGCGAAAUCUCGCGGGCUUAAUGGAACGUAACAUAUCGGGAACGGAACUUCAUUCGUUCUUACACGUAGCACCGCCUGGGAACAGAGGCGGGAAUCGAGGGCUAUUAAUCACUCGUUAACCGAUGAGAAAAACAAACCUCCACGAUGGCCUGCGGUCUUCUCCACUUAGUCGCAAGGAAAAACGCGAAUUAAAGUGAUUCGUGGGGUUUCCCUCGUGCGUGAAAAAAAGAAGAAACGGCUAAUUAUUUUGAUCGAACAGGCACCUCGCGAGUUAUCGAUUCAGUGCGAAUUUGAGGAAGAAAUUCAAACCGUAUAUCCCUGGAUAAGGCCACUGGAUUCGCAGAACAUUGUGUUUCUCUGAUAUCCAACGUAUUCCCAUCACGUAUAAGUCUAACCGUGUGCUUCGUGAAACGAUACUUCUUCUUUAGCAACGCUGCGUGUAGCGUGCCGGAAGACGUUUCCGAUAAUUCUUCCUGCGAAUCUAUCGCAGCUGUGGAUCAAACAAAGGAUUAAGGUGGGAGGUAAAACGCGAUGUUCUAACAUUCGAUUUUAGGCGUGUGUUCACGUUCCGCAUUUAAUCCUAAAAUGUGCCGACUGAAAUGCGACUCUAGAUAGAAAAUGCAAAUCCGAGUUUUGCUUCUCGGUAUCGUUUAACGAUAUCCCCGCGGAAUGCGACUGGCAUUGAUCGGCGUCAAGAGAGAAUGAGAGAGAGAGAGAGUGAGAGAGAGAGAGAGAGAGAGAGAGGGGGGGGAUCUGCAAUGAUGUGCAGACGCGUGCGCGACGAUAAUAUUAGGCGAACUAUUUUUACAUGUGGUGAGAUUUCUACGGAAACGUGCGGGUUUGCGCGCGCUCGGUCAGCAGGUAGUUGAAGAGAUGCAUUUAUAAUUCGUAAUACACACACACGUACGCACGUUAUUUCACACAUCCACGUGGAUAUUUGACCAAUUUGCGUAUAUGUGCAUGCACGCACGCCACGCCACGCCCGAUCGCGUCAAAUUUGUAUCUCCGAUCGGCCGGCACGCGCAGCUGCUCACGAUCCACGAACGCGGUACUUAUUUUCAUCAGCACCCCGGGAUGUGAGUUGAAUAUCGGACAAACGGCGGCCUUGCGUCUAUUUUACGAGUGCCGCCGGGGACGUCUGAAAUCACACGCGGUCUGAUAGUCACCCAAGCAUGAUAGCGCGAGCAUGCACGCGACGGCUGCACAGCUUCCGCUUUAAGCUCUGUGUGCGAACCAUUAGAUCACCCAGCGACUCUGCAGCUGGACGGGCCGCCAUUAAUUCUUGUAUAUGGUUAAUUCCUUGUAAAUGUUGAAAGCAAUGUUACAUAUGCCGCUUUUCUGUCUAAUUUACAAUUUAGCUGAAUAGUGUAUAAUGAAUAAUAAUAAGUUACUCGCUGCGAAGCAUAGGGCAUUAUUUAUUUUGACAGUGAUACUUUAAGCUUUCCGUCAGAAAAUAUAUGGAUUUUACUUUCAGUUACCUUCUCAAAAUCUCUCCCCCGUUUCUUCGUCAAGUUACAAACUUAAAAAUACUUCCUGUAUUACUGUCUCACUCAAUAUCUAUCGAUCGUCCCCUAUCUACUACCCUUAAUACUUAUUCAUCCGAUAUGUUCCUUAUUAUGCUUAUUUAUUUAUAAAUUAACCCACUAUUUAUAUUAAAAAUUUUUUUCCAGUUGUGUACUUUUAAAAGACGGUGUAAUAUUAUUAACUUUUUGUUCUAAACUCUUGCUGAGUAGUUUAUUUGUUAAUGAGUUUUCUAAAAGACGCUUCUCUAUUCAUGAAAAAUCCACGUUCUUUUAAUUUAGAAAAUAAUAUGUGUCGUUAUUGUUACUAAUGUUAUUACUACUAAUAGGAAAGGUAUAGAAAUAAUUGUAUAUACUUGUGUGUAUUACGACGAAAUCUGAUCUGAACAAGCUAAAACCUCUUCGGACGACGAGGGGAAAAAAGCUCGAGUCCUAACAAGAAAAACAUAUGUGACUUGUAUACAUAUAUAUAUAUAAUCGUACAUAUCCGAUGCAACAGUAUUACGACUAAACGAUAUAUUUCAUUGAGUAUGAUUUACCUUCGCGUGUCCCCUUCGUGCCAUUUCGACAUUUGAUUCUGUCCUCACGCAGAAUGUGUACACACACCAAAAGAAAUAAAAGAAUGCGACCGUGCGUGCGCAGACUUCUGUAUCCACGACCAGAUCGCUAAUUAAAUUAGUCAAUUAAAUUAAAUUGAUCGAGAGCAUGCGUGAAAAUCACUUAUGAUCGAGAGAACUGUGUUCACAGUGCAGUUUGGAAGCAAAUCAAGACCUAAUCGAGUAAUCCGAAAUUUAUGUACAGAUCACGUGUUAACGUUUAACGUGUAGAACAGAAUGUACAGAGUGUACACAUUUGUAUAUAAACUCUCUACAAUACGAAUACCAAGAAGAUACACACGAGAGGAAUGAUGAAUAUAGUACUUUUAAAAUAAA